Desarmillaria tabescens is the source of this 1029-nucleotide messenger RNA. RefSeq lists its product as uncharacterized. The transcript has 6 exons. The coding region runs from base 1 to 1029 and encodes 342 amino acids. The record is from RefSeq and is a predicted model, not a curated record. NCBI's taxonomy places the organism in Eukaryota, Fungi, Basidiomycota, Agaricomycetes, Agaricales, Physalacriaceae.
AUGGCUCCCAGAACUCGUGAACAAUGGGUCGCAGACCAGACCAGACCGAUGCCCGCUGUCGUCACGGCCGACCUGAGUGGGAAGACACUCGUCCUCAUUGGUGCCAAUGCUGGACUAGGAUUCGAAGCUGCGAAGCAUUUCGCUAGGAUGAACCCCACACGAUUGGUUUUAACGGCAAGGGAUGAAGCGAAGGGAAAGGACGCUCUUGCCCGCGUUCAGAAAGAGACCGGCUACACAAAAGCGGAGCUAUGGAUCAUCGAUGUCGCCAAUUUCAGCAGCGUCAUCGCGUUUGCUGAUAGGGCUGAACGUGAACUCGAUCGAUUGGAUAUCCUCGUAGAGAAUGCUGGUAUGGCGACUUGGGAGUACGAACAAGUGGAGGGUUGGGAGAGAACGUUGCACACGAACAACCUCGGUCCAGGUCUACUCGCCAUCCGUAUGAUUCCCAAGAUGCUCGAGACAGCUCGCAAGCACUCCGUCGUCCCGAGAUUGGUCAUCGUCGCGAGCGAUGUGCAUUAUUGGACGACGAUAGAGAAGGACGUUAUCGCCUCACCGAGGAUACUCGCGAAGUUGUCAGACAAAGAGUAUUGUACAAAAGAGGUCAUGGAUCACCGAUACUUUGACUCCAAACUGUUCAAUGUCCUAUUUGCUCGAUCCCUGCAACUCCACGUCCCAUCUUCCCCAGCAAUAACCGUGAACUCCGUUAACCCCGGAUUCUGUUUCUCGGGCCUCCGAACUAGUAUCCCUGCCGAGGAGGCGGAAACUAUGCGGAAGGAGGAGGAAGAACUUUGCUUCACCACCGAAGAAGGGAGCCGGCAACUCGUUUAUGGUGCUGUCGGGUCGCUAGAUGACGAAGAGAAACUUCGUGGCAAGUACAUCCAGAUGUCCGAGGUCGUCGAGGAGAGUGAUUUCGUGAUCAGCGAAGAUGGAAAGAUUGUGCAGGACAAAGUCUGGGCGGAGAUGCUGGACAUUUUGGGUAAAAUCGAUCCCAAGGUCUCCGAAGUAGCGAACUCGUGUCUGAAGAAGAUUUGA